This is a messenger RNA of Eriocheir sinensis (Chinese mitten crab), 5323 nucleotides long. Its product is annotated as striated muscle-specific serine/threonine-protein kinase-like. Gene Ontology annotation, cellular component: nucleus. Lineage: Eukaryota; Metazoa; Arthropoda; Malacostraca; Decapoda; Varunidae. The transcript is spliced from 7 exons. The record is from RefSeq and is a predicted model, not a curated record. Gene Ontology annotation, biological process: intracellular signal transduction; protein phosphorylation; positive regulation of apoptotic process. The coding region runs from base 731 to 4198 and encodes 1155 amino acids. Gene Ontology annotation, molecular function: protein serine/threonine kinase activity; ATP binding.
AUUCGCCACAUAUUUGUAUUUUUGAUAGGUUUAAGUCAAACUAUAAGUGGACAAGGCGAUACCCAGGAGGGCACGGCGAGGGGAGGAGCGCUACAGCGACGCGUGCGGCAUGAUCGGGCAACUCAGCGAGUGCGGGGGCGGGCACGGGGCAUGGGCAGCCGCGCGGACGUGUGCGGCAGUUUGGGUCUGGUUGUGGUGACGGGAAGGGUGGCAGAGCGCGGGAGUGAGCUCUGUGACGCGCGCCGUGGACACGCGACACAGGCAGCCACUGACGCACGCCACCUCCAGGCGGAGUCGCAAUCUUAGCAACGCGAACCUGUUGCUGGCGUGACACUCCUGCUGCCUGCCGACGUGAACGGUUCGUGCUAGGGUUUGCAGUACGAGCCGCGGCCUAGGCGAGCAUAACCCAGCCAGUAGCAUGUUAUGUAAUACCGGUGACACUCGCAAGAAAACCACUAAAAUAAGAUACAGAUUCGUUACAACACAAGUGACCUCAACAACAAAUACCUCCACACAGCAGUCACAAAUGGAAGACUAACACACCCACAACAAAACACUGCCCUCCCACCUUCAGCACAUGGGUAUUGUUACGUACAUCCGGAGGUUGUGCUCACCGCGAACUGGUCUUGUGACGAUGUGCGGGAACGGCCGUGUCAGUAGGCAGUGACGGGAGUACUCGUUCGAAAGCCAAACAAACUCUUGGGAAGUGAGUACCGCUGCAGUGUUCGCUAUGAUGCCCGAGGACAUGGCAUCCUCCCCUGGGGUCGGACUACCCCUCGCCCCGGGAAUGUGGAGUGCCAACCCCGACACGGGCCUGGUGACGCUGACGGAGGCAGCGCUGGCCAGGCUCAUCAACCCGGACCCCAUCGACAAGUGGUACCUGCUGGACCCCGAGCCCCUGGCCAGGGGCCAGUUCGCCGUGGUGUACCACUGCCGCCACCGCAUCACCGGGGGGGAGUUCGCCGCCAAGUUCUCGUCGCGGUUGCGCCUCGGCUCAGACUGCACGUCGGACAUCCUGCACGAGGUCGGCGUGUGCGCGCUGCUGCGGCAGGCGAAGCGCACCGUGCAGCUGGCGGAGGUGUUCCGCACAGAGACGGAGCUGGUGCUCGUCAUGGAGUACGCCGCCGGCGGGGACCUACAGACGCUGCUGGACGAGGACUUGGUGCCCUACGAGCGUGACGUCAUCAGCUUCACGCGACAGCUCCUGGAGGGACUGGUGUUGGUGCACGACCUCAGCCUGGUGCACCUGGACAUCAAGCCGCAGAAUCUCGUGCUAAUGGGAGAGUUUCCGGAUUGCGACGUCAAGCUGUGCGACUUCGAGAUCUCACGAGUCCUGACGCCCGGCCGGGAGGUGCGCGAGAUUCUGGGCACGCCGGACUACGUGGCUCCCGAGAUUAUCCUGUACGAACCGAUUACAACGAAGACCGAUAUGUGGUCCCUGGGCGUGUUGGUCUAUGUGCUCCUGACGGGGUUCCUGCCCUUCGGAGGCGACACGGACCAAGAGACCUUCCUGGAGAUAACACUUGGCGAGCUGGACUUCCCCGAGGAGCUGUUUGAGGACAUCUCCGCCGAGGCCAUCGACUUCAUCAAGAAACUCCUGAUUCGCAAACCACAGUCCCGGAUGAGCGCGCGGGAGUGCCUCGAACACCCCUGGAUGAAGGCAGACCUCAGCAAAGCCAAGAUCCCGCCUCAGGCACUCCUCAAGCCGCCCACCUCCCUGCCCCUCACCUCCAUCAACACGCCCCUGGACCCCGCCGCGCCUCCCGUCACCAGCCCCACCGCGGUCCCGGGAAGGCGAGGCUCCAGCGUGCAUUCCCCGUCCCUCAUGUCUGCUCUCUCUGACAUGAUCACGUCUUCUGGUGGCCUCGAUCCGCACGCCCGCUCCUGCGCCUCCCUCAGUAACACCCCGGUGGUUCUCACGCCCACCAACACCACCCCCGCGGCCGUCACCCCCACCGGUACCACGCCCACAAUUCUCACCCCUAUGAGCUCCUCGCCGCGGGACAUCGGGUUGCCUCCUAUCCACCCGCUCUCAGGGCCGAAGACUUCCGCCGUCAACUCCGCCUACUCGUCCACGAACUCGCUCUACCGUGGAGGCUCCCGGCAGAGUCUCGACCGCGCCAGGAGCCUCUCGAAGUCCCGCGAGGUGCUCUUCGAGAGGAUGCAGAUGUCCAACCAGAAGAAGACGCUAUCGAAGUCCCGUGAAAGGCUCCACGAAGGACGCCUGGGGCUCUCGAGGUCACGCGAAGACCUGUGGGCACUUAGGUCGUUCUCCCACUCCGAGGAGGCUUUGUCGGUGUUCAGUUGGCUUAACCAAGACGACUCGGUCUACAAGAGCUGCAACAACGUCUUCCUGCCGAUGCUGCCGAUGCUGGACGAGAACAGAGUCUCCGGCCGCCUCUACAAGAGUCUCGCGUCCAUUGACAAGAUCGACGAGGUGGGCACCGAGGCCAACGACAUGAGUGAGCGGCAGAGCAUCUACGACUCGAGGUUCUCCAUCAACGACGAGGAGUACAACCACCUCAUCACCAAGUACAACACCGCCGUCAACAGACACAGGGGCGCCGCGGAGGCUCAGGGGCGGGCAAAGAGUGACCGCACCAAGAGCCCCGUGCCGGAGAGGGGGCGGCUGCGGGAGACGGAAAGCAGGGGCGGCCGCGGCGCCUCGCCCUGCCAAAAGUCCUGCAGGUCCUGCCCGCGACACAGACCCGAGCCGCAGAAGACCCCGAAGGUGAAUCGGCCGGACAGAACCAAGCGAGAGGUCCAUCGAAGGCGUAAAGGCAAGAAGGAGAAGGAGAAGCAGAGGCCAGCAUCCCCGGCCGUGAAGCACCCACCGAACGACCCCGAGACGCACAGACACAACGAUAAGGCUAACGAGAAACAGACGACGACGACAACAACAACCAACACCCGCGCCCCGUCCCCGAACAAGCGCCGCGGGUCCGUCUCCCACAUCGAGCAGAGGAUUCAGGAGCGGCACGAGCGGCAGCUGGAGCGGCAGGAGAGGCUGGAGAAACAGGAGCGGCAGGAGAAGCAGGAGAGGCGAGGGUCGGGUAAGAGCGGCUCCACGACGCCCAAACGACGAGACUCAGACGACAAGAACGCCAGCCGGGAGAAGGUGAAGAACUCGAGGAACAGGAGCGCUGAAGCGACAGCCACCAAGUCCAGGAGCAUCUCGCCGCCCAAGAGAACGAAGGUGACCAAAACGAAGUCCACCAGCAGCGAGGCGUCCCCGAGCUCGUCCCUGGAGAGUGUCAAGGAGAGCUCGGAGUGGAAGCGACGCACUGCCAAGCCCAGCGAGCCACAGGAGAUCCCGAGGCCCAGAAAAGGUUCUUCAGGAGCCUCGAGCCUCACCGCCGACAAGGGCGAGAGGAAGCCCGACAACGACGAGGCGUACGUGUCCCUGGAGGAGCCUGUGGACGACGGCAUCUUCAGCAGGAGCGAGAGCAUGGACAGCUCCAACACCCUGGAGUCAGACCACACCGUCCGCGCCACGGACACCUCCUCAGACACCCUCGAGAACACAUUCAGCACCUUGGGUAUUCUGGAGACCCUCGAAAACGCCUCCAAGGAAGCCCUCGAGAAGCCGGUGCAGAUCCAGCUGUCGGAGAAGCACGAGCUGGAGAUCUCCAAGGACAAGCAGGUGGCGGCGGAGCGCGUGGUGGUGGAGGUGCGGCCCGCGGCGGAGAGCGUGGCGGAGCUGACGGCCAUCGACGAGGAGGAGGACGAGAAGAGCGUGUUUGCGCGCUCCGUGUCCACCAGCAGCGACAUCGGCAGCAUGCUCAGCGAGAACAGCGAGGCCGACAAGGAGGACGGCGCCGCCGCCUCCAGCACGGCCACCUCCAGCACCAGCACCACGACUACUAUUGCCACUACCACCACCACCACCACCGCCGCCACCACCGCCACGCCGAGGACUAUGGACGCGGACCACCAGCUGGCCGCCCUCACCUGGAAGCGUCGCGGGCGGUCCAUGAGCAUGCAGCCCAGCCAGCCGCCGCCCUUCUCGCACCUGCACCUGUGCCGCUCAAACUCCUUCAACCUGGGCAUGCCCAUCGAGAACCUGGUGGCGCCCUGGGGCGACGUGUGCGCCGGCGCCAUCAGCCGCGCCCUCGAGAUGUUCAAGCUGGACCCCGCCGACCUGACCACGUCCGGCAGGAGCGUCCUGGAGCGGCGCACGUCCCUGCACAGUCAGUAGCGGCGCCGCGGGUGGUCGUCGCCGGUCGCUGGCUACGUACAAUACGUCGUGCGACCCUAAACUCAGGCGCCGCGACGGUCUCCGAGGCCGUCGCGGAGCCGCGCUUGUGAUAACUCUACUCCGUCAUGACGGUCCGACCGAGGCUACGUGGAGGCUUCUGGGAGGCGCCGGGACUCGCCGCCCUGGGCUUGGCGCCCCGGGGGGCGAGGAGGGCUGGGCGGGCGAAGCGGGACGGGGGAGCCGACGGGAAGCCGAACAGUGAUACACUAACCCAUACUGAGGCUCUGCAAUAACACUUGUGAUGUACUUGUCCUCCGUGCCGCCAGCGGAUAUUUAUAUAAGUCAAGUUAAGCUUACUGUUACGGACUACAUAGUGGACGUUUGAUUCCUUGACCCGCACUUUCGUGAGUGCCCGGAACACAUAUGGUAAACAGCUUUAAGCUAUGUACAUACACACUCCUCGAUAGUCUAAGGUCCGGGGAUGGUGGCGGCUUUACUCUCGGCCGGCGGGCAAGCGCUCUCUCUCUCUCUUUCUCUCUCUCCCUUCCUGUGACACGUCCGACGCAUUAUAACACACCUCUACUUUGGGCUUUAUAUUCACCUGUUACGGAAGCUGCUUUACACGUGUAACACCACUACCCUUAUGUGUAAGUCAAGUCUGUGACCAGCGAGCAGGAGGCGCCGCGGCGACGGCCAACGAGGAGGCGGUCGCGGCGCCCCACACGGAGGCUGCGGCACGACGCUAACACACGCUCGGAGGCAUACUUAGGCGAACUGAUGCGAGUCCUGCUAGUCAGUGUACCAUUAGCUUUCAUGAGGGUUAGUGACGCCGCGCCCGCGCCUCGCCUGCGACCCGCCCCGGCAAGGCUCGGCGGCGGGGGCGCGUGGAUGGGUAGGUGGCGACGCCCGCGAUGGGGAGGGGAGGGCGAGGGGGAGAUGGGAAGGAGAAAGGGGAAAGAAAAGAUGAAGGACACCGAGCUAAGAACGGGAGGAGGAAAAAGAUAGAACAAGGAUACCCGUAAUAAAAAGAGGAAGUAGGAGAAACAAGAACGAAGGAAGGAAGGAAAAAAAAGGAGUAGGAAGGUUAGAUUAAAGGAAGACUAGUGCAAAAAGAGGAAAAGAAAA